CAGUAUCGGUGAAUCUGCAGAUACGUCCUGCGCGAAACAGUACCCAUAAAUGAUAGAUUUUUUGUUCAAAUUCACUCGAUCAGUACAUUAUAUUCUAUGUUAAUUCGACACUUUUAUUGGAUAUUAUUUCAAGGAAAAAAUCCAACAUGAAUUACAUCCGUGGAUUAGUCCUCAUCGUACUCAUCGUCGAGGCUAGCUCGAUCGAAUUACCGAGCGAUUUCCAAGUCUGCGAUCGACAUUCGCCGUCAUUCUUGGAAUGCACGUCAAGGGCAGCGACCGACGCUAUUGUUUCGUUGAGUCAAGGUUUGAAAAGCUUUAAAAUAUUUCCUCUCGAGCCGCUGCAAGCUGGGGACGUGACGAUCGGCAAAAGCGGCGGGCCCGUUUCCGUUAAGCAGAGUUACAAAAAUGCUAAACUUUAUGGGCUCACGAAGGGAUUCAAAUUGGAUUACGAGGCGAUCGAUUUUGACAAGCUCGUUUUCCGGAGCAAGGCGUUCAACGACCAGGUCGAUUUUGUCGCCGAUUAUACGAUGGACGGACAAAUCUUGCUGCUGCCCAUUCGGGGGAAAGGCCACUCGAACGUGACGAUGCUUGGCCUGAAAACAAAAGCCACGAUGGAGUGUGAGAAGUUCGAGAAAGACGGAGAAACGUACUUGCGAGUGUUGAAAUACGAUUGCAAAUUCACGCCCUCAAAGGUCCUGCUCGACUUCACUAAUCUAUUCAACGGAGAUCCAGUUCUCAGCGCUCAGAUGAACAAAUUUUUGAACGAGAAUUCGGACCUUGUCUUCAAAGAAACCCAGAAAGAAUACGAGGAAACAUUUUCCUUGAUUUUUGCCAAAAUUGCCAACGACAUUUUCAGUCGAGUUCCUAUGAAUAAAAUAUUCCUGUUGGAAAAUAGUGUGAUUAGAACAGUCAAAAUGAAAUAUUUCGUUGGAUUAAUUAUUGCGGUGUUCGUCGUCGUCGAAUCUAAUGCCGCCCAUUUGCCCAGCCACUUCAAGAAGUGCAGCUAUAAAUCGCCAAACUUCAAGGAUUGUCUCUCGAGUGCAGUCGCCGAUGCAAUUGUCUCAAUGGCCGGAGGUCUGAAGUCAUUCAAAAUUCUACCGCUUGACCCAUUGGCAGUUGACAGCGUAUCUAUCGGCGACAAUGGUGGCGUUGUUUCAAUACAACAAGAUUAUCAAAAUGUCAAGGUUCAUGGACUGGCGCAAGGAUUAAGAUUAAAAUAUGAAUAUAUAAGCGAUGACCUGUUAACAACACGAUCGGUUGCUUGGAACGACCGUGUCGACUUUGUCGGUGACUAUGCUCUGAAUGGAAAAGUUUUGAUUUUGCCUAUUACAGGAAAAGGUCGCGCGAACAUCACCAUGUUCGAUCUUCAAACAGUGAGCACUGUCCACUGUGAAAAGUACGAAAAAAAUGGCGAGCAGUAUGUGAGAACGACGAAAUAUGAGGUAAAAUUAAUCCCGAAGAAAGUGAUGUACAAUUUCACGAAUUUGUUCAACGGCGAUGAGGUCCUCGGUACACAAAUGAACAAAUUUUUGAACGAGAAUUGGGAGGUGGUGUUCAAAGAAACUCAGGAAUCUUUCGAGGAGACAUUCGGUCUGCUUUUCGUCAACAUCGCUAACAAUAUUCUCAGCAGAGUUCCUUUGAGUGAAUUAUUCCCUGAUGAAUAAUGAGAAUUUCUUGGUUAUACCUAAGAAUAUUUUCAGAGUUUUACAUGCAUGUUUUUCAAGAUCAUUGAAGAACACUUUCAUCGGAGACACUCACGCACGCACUCACGUAUACAAAGCUGGAGGAAACAAAAUGUAUAUUUAUGUACAAAAACUUUAUUGUUUGAUUCGCAAAUAAAUCUACCAUAUACUAACGAUCUUUAA
Venturia canescens is the source of this 1865-nucleotide messenger RNA. RefSeq lists its product as uncharacterized. NCBI's taxonomy places the organism in Eukaryota, Metazoa, Arthropoda, Insecta, Hymenoptera, Ichneumonidae. The transcript is spliced from 12 exons. The record is from RefSeq and is a predicted model, not a curated record. The coding region runs from base 147 to 1664 and encodes 505 amino acids.